Salarias fasciatus (jewelled blenny) is the source of this 1670-nucleotide messenger RNA. It is a transcript of the gene cdkl1, whose product is annotated as cyclin dependent kinase like 1 (CDC2 related kinase). Gene Ontology annotation, biological process: protein phosphorylation. Gene Ontology annotation, cellular component: nucleus. The record is from RefSeq and is a predicted model, not a curated record. Gene Ontology annotation, molecular function: ATP binding; protein serine/threonine kinase activity. Lineage: Eukaryota; Metazoa; Chordata; Actinopteri; Blenniiformes; Blenniidae. The coding region runs from base 165 to 1229 and encodes 354 amino acids. The transcript has 10 exons.
CGGCGGUCCUGCAGGGUCUGUGUGAGCGACGAGGAGGCAUCAAUCAGACUGAGAAACAUCUGCAAACUCUUCCACUGAAGGCUGCAGCGACGUCCCCGCCUCCCUCUGAGUGAAGGCGUCUGUUAUCUGCUUCUCAUCCUCCUGUGGGUGAGUGCCGGCCGUCCAUGAGGAUGGAGAAGUACGAGAAGAUCGGGAAGAUCGGAGAGGGCUCCUACGGCGUCGUCUUCAAGUGCAGAAACAAAGACACGGGGCAGAUCGUGGCCAUAAAGAAGUUUGUGGAGUCGGAGGACGAUCCCAUCAUCAAGAAGAUCGCUCUGAGGGAGAUCAGGAUGCUGAAGCAACUGAAACACGCCAACCUGGUGAACCUGAUCGAAGUGUUUCGACGGAAGCGGAAGCUGCACCUGGUGUUUGAGUACUGCGACCACACCGUCCUCAACGAGCUGGACCGCCAUCCCAGAGGUGUCCCGGAGCCUCUGGUGAAGAGUAUAACCUGGCAGACGCUUCAGGCCGUCAACUUCUGCCACAAACAGAACUGUAUUCACAGAGACGUCAAGCCGGAGAAUAUUCUCAUCACCAAACACCAAGUCAUCAAACUCUGCGACUUCGGCUUCGCCAGGAUCCUCACUGGUCCGUGUGACUACUACACGGAUUACGUCGCGACUCGCUGGUAUCGGGCCCCCGAGCUGCUGGUGGGGGACACUCAGUACGGCGCUCCGGUGGACGUGUGGGCGGUCGGCUGCGUGUUUGCCGAGCUGCUGUCGGGGAUUCCUCUGUGGCCGGGGAAGUCUGACAUGGACCAGCUGUACCUGAUCAGAAAGACUCUUGGAGAUCUGAUCCCUCGACACCAGCAGGUCUUCAGCAACAACCAGUUCUUCUGUGGAGUUUCAAUCCCGGACCCACAAGAGAUGGAACCUUUAGAGCAGAAAUAUCCAAACCUGUCCCAUCAAGCUCUGAGCCUCAUGAAGGGCUGCCUCAGGAUGGACCCGGCGGAGCGCCUCAGCUGCGAGCAGCUGCUGCAGCAGCCGUACUUCGACAGUCUGAGAGAGAAGAGCGAGAGCACGUCGCGGGAGCAGGACCGCUCCGGAAAUAGGAGGACGCGUUUGCCCCGCAGACACCUGCCGCCCGGGUAUUUGCCACAGCUGACCGGCAGCAGCAUCUUUCCAGCGCUGGACAACAAGAAGUACUACAACAACCUGCGCAGGUUCAACUACCAUCUGCCCAACAUUUAGCCGCUCCAGGAUCCAGCCUCUCUCUAGGAGAGCUGUGUGUCUCCACGUCGGUGUCGGUCUGCGCGCCGUGUCCCCGGCUCGUGUGUUGCCUGCAUUUCAAGCUGAUCUGUAGAGAAGACGAGGAGCGACAUGCCGCUCCGCUCGUAGCUGCUGAGUAGACUGAAGGUAAAACUGACCACAUACUGCCUUUCCCGGCUUGCCAAAUAUAUCUAUUUUUUUAAAACAUAUGUAUGUAUGUAUGUAUAUAUAUAUAUAUAUAUAUAUAUUUAUAUAUAUAUAUAUAUAUAUAUAUAUAUAUAUAUAUAUAUAUACAUAUAAUGAUGGACUCUGUAAGAGUGACACGUCUGUAGUUGGGAGUUUAAUGUUUAAGUUAUAAUGUAGAAUGACUCAUAAGCAUUUCUGAAAGUGAUAUUUAUUGACGUCGGGAGCAAAGACGUUGCU